UGUUGUUGCAUACAAAAGGUCUCAAAGAUCUGGAGUUUACUAGAAACUUGAAGGUAGCACAUAUUGACCGGAAAGUUCUCGCUGUUGGGACACUCACAGCUGGAUUCUGCUGAGUGUGAAGCAGUAUUCAAAUUGACACAAAGCGCUGUCCAACAGCACAGCUGGUUGAAAGAAAAAUGGGGUCCGCUGCACACCUCUGCUCGGUGCUGCUGGUUGUAUUUUUUCUGGGGCUUCACCACUCCUCAGGCUUUUGGAUUGUCAACGUUGUCUUCCCGCCCAACGCCAAACCCAGGGUACCAAGCAACAGCACUCCACCACUCAUAAUCGUACCAGGGAACUUGGGGAACCGUCUGGAAGCUAAGAUAGACAAACCAACACUGGUCCACUGGAUGUGCUACAAGAAAACUGAACAUUGGUUUCCCCUGUGGAUUGACCUCAACAUGUUCAUGCCAAUAGGUGUAGACUGCUGGAUUGACAACAUUAGACUUGUUUACAACAGGACGACUCGGCGGUCAUCCAACUCACCAGGGGUGCAGGUGCGAGUGCCAGGAUUUGGGCAGACCUAUCCCAUUGAGUUUCUUGACUAUAACAAGCUGGCUGGUUAUUUUCACACUAUGGUACAACAUCUGGUCAACGUGGGCUACACCCGAAAUGAGACAGUCCGAGGAGCACCGUACGAUUGGAGAUUAGCUCCUAAUGAGAAUGCUGACUAUUUCACAAAGCUGCAGGACCUGGUUGAGGAGAUGUAUGAACAGUACCAGCAGUCUGUUUACCUGCUGGGACACAGCAUGGGCUGCCACUACGUCCUCUACUUCCUCAACCACCAGCCUCAGGCCUGGAAGGACAAGUACAUCAGGGGCUUCAUUUCCCUGGGAGCUCCGUGGGGGGGUGCUGUUAAACCACUUCGAGUCCUGGCAUCAGGUGAAAAUGACGGCAUCCCAAUGAUUUCCAACAUCAAGAUCCGUGAGGAGCAGAGGAUGGCAACAACUAAUCCCUGGAUGCUGCCAUCUGAGGAAGCCUGGCCAAAGGAUCAUGUGUUCAUCUCCACACCGACCUCUAACUACACCAACCAGGACUACCAGCGCUUCUUCAGAGACAUCAGUUUUGAGGAUGGCUGGUACAUGUGGGAGGACACCAAGAACCUCACUGGUGAUCUCCAUCCACCUGGAGUUGAGGUGUGGUGUAUGUAUGGCGUGGGGCUUCCGACCCCUGUAACAUACAUUUAUGAUGAGGAGUUUCCCAAUGUGGACCCCGUGGACUUCGUUUAUGCCGAUGGGGAUGACACAGUGGACAGCUUUAGCAUGAGUCUUUGCAAACGCUGGGUGGGUCAGCAGGAGAAGCCUGUCCAUGUAACUGAGUACAGAGGGCUGCCCCACCUGGAUAUAGUGUUCCAUGAAAAGGUGCUCAACCAAAUCCAGCAUAUCCUGGAGGGCAAAUCAGAUACACCUCAAGAAGUUGAUGUCAGACCUGGAACUAAAUAGCUGGCAACAGCAUUUAAGAGUUUAAAAACAAACAAAAAAACAUGGAGUGCUGUAUUUUUACAUAGGUGACUUUUGAGUCUGUCCAGGUGUCAAGCAAAAAACAUAUUCCACAUAGUGUCAAUAUGAGCACCCCUGUCUUGGCCCAACUAAGUUCAGCAGUUGCAAACCAAUCUGGACCUGCAAGUAACCCAUAACCACAUCCUGAAUCAAAUGCUGAUGACUUGCCCUGUGGUUUUAAACACAAUCUGUUCAUUUAUAUUCCCAUUCUGUGUAUUAUUAUGAUGAGACAUGAGGUGAUGAUCAUGGUGCACACCAUUAUCACAAUAAUUACAAACAUACAAUAGGGAUUUUUUUUUACAGUGGCUCCUUUGAUGUAGUCUUUGUAGUUAUAUCACAGUUCAUUGGGCAACUUGAAAUCCUGCUACAUAUAUCUUUUUUUUUAAAAAUCACAAUUUUGGUUUGUUUACUUUUGGUGGAUGAUGAUCAUCAUAUCGUUAUUAUUUGUCAUAUAAGGGUAGUUAGAACAUGACUGUAAUGAGUAAACAGGUAUAGGGACCUCACCUGUAGACUAUUCCUAUUGUGUAUGAUAUAAUUGUAAUAUUUUGACUAGGAUUUAUAUAUUUUUAGAUAUCUGUAAACUGUUUUUGGAAAAUGAUCAUAAAAAUAACUUUUCCCUCAGGCACAUAUUGUAGUUUGUACAUGCUCAUGAAACCAAUUCUGUAAAAUGGUAUGGAUAUUUUAUAUUGCUGUGUAAACAUACCAGGUUUGAAUAUUUCCUUCUUAAAUAAAGCAUCUAUGGUAACAAACAAA
Lates calcarifer (barramundi perch) is the source of this 2291-nucleotide messenger RNA. It is a transcript of the gene lcat, whose product is annotated as lecithin-cholesterol acyltransferase. The coding region runs from base 177 to 1481 and encodes 434 amino acids. Gene Ontology annotation, biological process: lipid metabolic process. Gene Ontology annotation, molecular function: phosphatidylcholine-sterol O-acyltransferase activity. NCBI's taxonomy places the organism in Eukaryota, Metazoa, Chordata, Actinopteri, Centropomidae. The transcript has 8 exons. The record is from RefSeq and is a predicted model, not a curated record.